GUGAUGAAGAGUCUGCGCCACAAAUACGUAAUCAGUUUCUACCAAGCCAUCGAGACCACCUCCCGCCAUUAUAUCAUCAUGGAGCUGGCACCCUGCGGGGAUGUCUUGGAGUGGAUCCAGAAGUCGGGCGCUUGCUCCGAGGCCCUGGCGGGGAAGUGGUUCUCCCAGCUGGCCCUGGGCAUCGCCUACCUGCAUGGCAAGGGCAUCGUGCACCGGGACCUCAAGCUGGAGAACCUCCUCCUGGAUAAGCGGGAGAACAUAAAGAUCUCAGACUUUGGUUUUUCCAAGAUUGUGACCCCGCAGACGCAGCCGCCCCCGACUCCUUCCUACCGCAUGAUGAGCUGCUUCUCCCACCUGAGCCAGACCUACUGCGGCAGCUUCGCCUACGCCUGCCCGGAGAUCCUCCUGGGGCUGCCCUACAACCCCUUCCUCUCCGACAUCUGGAGCAUGGGGGUCAUCCUCUACACCUUGGUGGUGGCCCACCUGCCCUUCGAUGACACCAACCUCAAGAAGUUGCUCCGCGAGACCCAGAAGGAGGUCAACUUCCCAAGCCACCUCCAGAUCAACGAGGAGAUAAAGGAGCUGGUCCAUCGCAUCCUCCGCCCGGCUUCGAAGCGCCUCAACAUCUUGGAAGUCCUCAAGGUGCAGUGGGUCAUCAAAUUCCUUGCUGAGAAGCCCACCACGGAGCUCAAGGCCCUGGAAGCCAUCUGCGGACCCCGGGCCUCUGAGUCCUUGAAGAACGCCAACCUCAGCACUAAAUCCCGCUCCCUGACUUUCGCGCCGGACAAAAAAAAGGCCGCCAGCCGUACGCGCAGCACUGGGCAGAUCAAGGGCUCCAAAAACACAGAGAAAAGCAGCUAA
Anolis sagrei ordinatus is the source of this 861-nucleotide messenger RNA. RefSeq names its product testis specific serine kinase 4 (gene TSSK4). NCBI's taxonomy places the organism in Eukaryota, Metazoa, Chordata, Lepidosauria, Squamata, Anolidae. The record is from RefSeq and is a predicted model, not a curated record. Gene Ontology annotation, molecular function: ATP binding; protein serine/threonine kinase activity. Gene Ontology annotation, cellular component: cytoplasm. Gene Ontology annotation, biological process: protein phosphorylation; intracellular signal transduction.